CUCGUUGAUAUCAUUCCAUACAGUAUGGUCAUCCUUGUAAAUCCAUCAACCCAUUCAUGGGACAAAGACUGGAUGUAUAGUAUCCAGAUAAAUCGUUGGUUGCUCAAAUCAAUCGGAGUCUGGCCUAUCUCCCUGUGUAUCACAACAACAGAAAAGAGCAAUUCCAUCAUCCUCACCUUGAUUAGCUCCUUUCUAAUAAGUUUCCUCCUGGUACCUUGCGCUCUUUGCACUUUUCUCGUCAAAACAGACGAUCCCGAAGCCAAGAUCAAAAUGGUCGGUGUGCUCAGCUUCUGCGUGAUGGCUGCGAUUAAAUAUUACAUCCUCGCCUCCCGUGGUGUCAUGAUUGGAAAAUGUAUCGAGAAUAUUCGUUUAGACUGGGAUCGUAUUCAUGCGCAACUGCGCCGAGAAGACAGAGAAAUUAUGAAAGAGAAUGCAAGAAUUGGGAGAUCUUUGGCGAUCUUUUGCGCUGGCUUCAUGUAUUCUGGCGGAUUUUUCUAUACCACCGUGAUGCCACUAUGCUCCAAACGCACGGAAAUCAUCGACAACGAAACCGUGAGAACACAAGCGUUUCCCAUUUACCGCGGUCUUCUGGAUCCACGGACAAGUCCUUCGUUUGAAAUCGUGCAGUUCAUGCAAUGUUUGGCUGGAUUUGUGAUAUAUUCAGUAACUGUCGGUGCUUGUAGCUUGGCUGCUGUAUUCGUCAUGCACGUCUGCGGACAGUUUGGAAUCCUCGUGAGAAUGCUUCAAAAACUUGUCGGUAGUCUGGAAGAAGAAAAGAACUUGAACGCCCAUGAACAACGAUUAGGCGAUAUUGUAGAACAUCAUUUACACAUACUAGGUUUUAUAUCUCAGAUAGAAGAUCUUCUUAACGAAAUAUGUUUCGUGGAACUAAUAGGCUGUACGGUGAAUAUUUGUUUCCUUGCAUAUCAUUUACUCACGGAAUGGGAGCAAAGUGACACUAUAGGAACAUUGACUUAUUGCACAUUGCUCAUAUCAUUUACGUUCAAUAUUUUCAUCCUGUGUUACAUUGGCGAAAUUUUAUCUGAACAAUGUAGGAACAUUAGUCUUUCGGCCUAUAUGAUCGAUUGGUAUCGUUUGCCACAAAAGAAAGCACUGGGACUGAUUUUAAUAUUCGCCGUUGCAAACUCUCCACGANAAUUAACAGCUGGAAAAAUCGUCGAAUUAUCCUUAGCCAGUUUCUGCAGCGUGCUAAAGUCCGCAUUCGCAUAUUUGAGUCUGCUUCGUACUCUCAAACUCAUGGGAGAAGCAUUUCUAAUACCAUACGUUCGCACUUAUGGCUUCGCCGUGCACGCAUACACACCUCCUCGCGGAUCGAAUCAACUAGUGGUUAGGAGUAUGGUCGUCCUUGUAAAUCCAUCAACCCAUUCAUGGAAAGACUGGAUGUAUAGUAUCCAGAUAAAUCGUUGGUUGCUCAAGUCAAUCGGAGUCUGGCCUAUUUCCCUGUGUAUCACAACAACCGAAAAGAUCAAUUCCAUCAUCCUCACCUUGAUUAGCUCCUUUUUAAUAAGUUUCCUCCUGGUACCUUGCGCUCUCUGCACUCUCCUCGACAAAACAGGCGAUCUCGAUACCAAGAUCAAAAUGAUCGGUCCGCUCAGUUUCUGCAUGAUGGCUGCGAUUAAAUAUUACAUCCUCGUCUCUCGUGGUGCCAAGAUUGGAAAAUGUAUCGAGAAUAUUCGUUCAGACUGGGAUCGUAUUUAUGCGCAACUGCGACAAGAAGACAGAGAAAUUAUGAAAGAGAAUGCAAGAAUUGGGAGAUCUUUGGCGAUCUUUUGCGCUGGCUUCAUGUAUUCCGGCGGAUUUUUCUAUACCACCGUGAUGCCACUAUGCACCAAACGCACGGAAAUCAUCGACAACGAAACCGUGAGGUCACAAGCGUUUCCUAUUUACCGCGGUCUUCUGGAUCCACGGACUAGUCCCUCGUUUGAAAUCGUGCAGUUCAUGCAAUGUUUGGCUGGAUUUGUGAUAUAUUCAGUAACUGUCGGUGCUUGCAGCUUGGCUGCUGUAUUCGUCAUGCACGUCUGUGGACAGUUUGGAAUCCUCGUGAGAAAGCUUCAAAGACUUGUCGGUAGUCUGGAAGAAGAAAAGAACUUGAACGUCCAUGAACAACGAUUAGGCGAUAUUGUAGAACAUCAUUUACACAUACUAGGUUUUAUAUCUCAGAUAGAAGACCUUCUUAACGAAAUAUGUUUCGUGGAACUAAUAGGCUGUACGAUGAAUAUUUGUUUUCUCGGAUAUUAUUUACUCACGGAAUGGGAGCAAAGUGAAACUAUAGGAACAUUGACUUAUUGCACAUUGCUCAUAUCAUUUACGUUCAAUAUUUUCAUCCUGUGUUACAUUGGCGAAAUUUUAUCUGAACAGUGUAGGAACAUUAGUCUUUCGGCCUAUAUGAUCGAUUGGUAUCGUUUGCCACAAAAGAAAGCACUGGGACUGAUUUUAAUAUUCGCCGUUGCAAACUCUUCCACGNAAUUAACAGCUGGAAAAAUCGUCGAAUUAUCCUUAGCCAGUUUCUGCAGCGUGUUAAAGUCCGCAUUCGCAUAUUUGAGUCUGCUCCGUACUCUCACUACAUGAAAAUACGAAAUCAUAUUAUAUUUGCUUUCGUAUCUUCUUAUUAAAAUCUGAAGUAGUUAUCGGACAAAAAGUGUUUCGAAGUUCUACUGAUUUGAAAGACUA
Bombus pyrosoma is the source of this 2691-nucleotide messenger RNA. RefSeq lists its product as uncharacterized. Gene Ontology annotation, biological process: sensory perception of smell; detection of chemical stimulus involved in sensory perception of smell. The record is from RefSeq and is a predicted model, not a curated record. Lineage: Eukaryota; Metazoa; Arthropoda; Insecta; Hymenoptera; Apidae. Gene Ontology annotation, cellular component: plasma membrane. Gene Ontology annotation, molecular function: olfactory receptor activity; odorant binding.